Messenger RNA from Echinostoma caproni, 657 nucleotides. The record is from the annotation of a GenBank genome assembly. Lineage: Eukaryota; Metazoa; Platyhelminthes; Trematoda; Plagiorchiida; Echinostomatidae.
GACCGCUUUCUGCCCAUCGCAAAUGUGGCUAAAAUUAUGCGACGAGCUGUUCCCGGCAACGGAAAAAUAGCAAAAGAUGCCAAAGAGUGCGUCCAGGAGUGUGUUUCUGAAUUUAUCAGUUUCAUUACUAGCGAAGCUGCUGAGCGAUGUCAGACGGAGAAGAGAAAGACUAUCAAUGGUGAAGACAUUCUAUGCGCGAUGAACACCCUGGGGUUUGACAACUACGUCGAACCGCUCAAAUCGUUCCUUGUAAAAUUUCGAGAGAUGAGUAAACUGGAAUCCGCAUUCCUAGAAGAGUCUCCGUCUGCAACUGUAGCUGGCAGCAGUACCACAAUGGCCACUCCAGCCGGGUCAACUGUGAUCCUAGCACCCACACUCCUCACAACCAAUACAGCCGGACUGACAACUGUCGCGUCCAAUUCACUCACUGCGGGUCGCCAAUUCACCUUGGUCAACGGGACUGCAGCCGACCUGGCAGGUGCCACGGUCAUUACACCCCAGAGUUCCGGUCAAGAUAUCAAAGUUCCCACAGCCGCAAUGACCAGUUUGGGCACUCCAAUCUCCACCUCGCUCGGUACCACAAUCAUUUUGCCCAUUUCUCCUCAGGUAAGUAUUACACGCAACGCCAAACUGUUAGUUAUCUGUUUACACUGUUAA